Molecule: messenger RNA, 3834 nt
Organism: Coregonus clupeaformis (lake whitefish)
Lineage: Eukaryota; Metazoa; Chordata; Actinopteri; Salmoniformes; Salmonidae
Product: mucin-6
Exons: 14
Source: RefSeq, a predicted model, not a curated record
GACUCUGAAUCUCUGGACAGUUGUAUCCAGAGUACCCUGUCAGCCCUCUACCCUCCGUUGGAGGCCACAGCUGCCACGGUGCUGUGUCAGGUAUUUGAUGUGGUGGAGACCACCUACAGAGGAGAUGGACUACGAUACCUUAUAGACUUCCUGGUCCCUGCCAAACACAUCCUGCAGACCAUCCAGCAACAUGCCUGUUCCCCGUACUCUGGUCUGUUAUUCCGUCACCAGGGCUGGCCUCUGUGUAUCCAUGACAAGGUGAUCAUCCAGCUCUCUCCUCUGGACCCACGCAUCCUCUGCCCCGGGGACUUCUACCUACAGGUGGCAUCCCCCUCACCCUCCGUCUCCCCCAGCUCCAUCCCCUCCUCCACCAAGACCCCCAGCCCACCCUGUAUCAUCCUGUGUUGUCUGGCCCCCAGUGGGCAGCAUGUAGAGGGGCUAGCGGUACCAGAGCUAGCCUACACCUCUCUGUUCACCAUGGCCUGGCUCCACUCAGUCAACAGGGAGCGGAGCGGAGCAGGGACAGGGACAAGGUCUGGGACAGGGUCGGGGAGGACACUGUCCCACUGCCUCCUGUCUGCCGACGACGACAUCUUCAGAGUACCCUGGGAGGAUGUGGUACAUCCUCAGUUCAUUAACAGACCCAAAGCCGUAGAGUCUGCCCCUAUUAGGGUCCCUACCAAGGGAGAAGGGGACGGGGGGAGGGAACAGGAGGCCAUCAAGCCUUCGGAUAGGGCCAGAUGCAUUUCGAUUGACACAUCCAAGGCCCAAUGUGGAGAGAGUAAGGAGGUGAGGCUCCACCCACAGUUGAGACAGCCUAUCGAGACCAGUAACAAUAGGAAAGGUUUUGACAUCACAACAGGAGAGGACUCGGACACAGAGGGAGAGUAUGUUGAACUAGAAGAGAUCUCUCUACCACGCUUCUCUCCUCAGAAAGGAUCCUUAACACAGUCUAUCAGCUUCAACUACAGGAAGCUAAACAAACCCCAGACUACAACCCAACACCCCCCCCAAUACACACCCCUUAAAGUUAUACACCCAACGCAACACCCCCCCAAAGCAAUCCCCGCACAGCCCUUUCAGGCUCCAGUGAACAGCAGCACUUGCUCCCAGUCCAUGGUGUGUUCCAGACUCAUCGAGGAGAACCUGAACAACGACGCGUUUUUCCCUGUCAUCCUCACCCCAACGGCCCCCCACCUCCCCAACGGCCCCCACCUCCCCAACGGCCCCCACCUCCCCAACGGCCCCCACCUUCCCCACGGCCCCCACCUCCCCAACGGCCCCCACCUUCCCCACCUCCCCAACGGCCCCCACCUCCCCCACUGCCAGAGAUGUGGUCAGCACGCAGCCCUGUCGGUGGUUUCUGACCCCCAGACUGACAGCCAGGAUGUUUUAACCCAGCCGCUCACUAUGGUGGAGAGGGAAGGCAGCCCUUUUCAGAGUGAGGAGACAGACGGAGUCCCAGAAGUGAAAGGAGAGGUGGAGGAGAGGCAGCUCCACAGACCCCUCACACACAGAGGACCAGACACUGAACACACUACAGACCCCCACUCCCCAAGGACAGGACCAGACACUGAACACACUACAGACCCCCACUCCCCAAGGAGGGGACCAGACACUGAACACACUACAGACACCCACUCCCCAAGGAGGGGACCAGACACUGAACACACUACAGACACACACUCCCCAAGGAAGGACCAGACACUGAACACACUACAGACCCCCACUCCCCAAGGAGAGGACCAGACACUGAACACACUACAGACACACACUCCCCAAGGAGGGGACCAGACACUGAACACACUACAGACACACACUCCCCAAGGAGGGGACCAGACACUGAACACACUACAGACACACACUCCCCAAGGAGGGGACCAGACACUGAACACACUACAGACACACACUCCCCAAGGAGGGGACCAGACACUGAACACACUACAGACACACACUCCCCAAGGAGGGGACCAGACACUGAACACACUACAGACCCCCACUCCCCAAGGAGAGGACCAGACACUGAACACACUACAGACCCCCACUCCCCAAGGAGGGGACCAGACACUGAACACACUACAGACACACACUCCCCAAGGACAGGACCAGACACUGAACACACUACAGACCCCCACUCCCCAAGGAGGGGACCAGACACUGAACACACUACAGACCCCCACUCCCCAAGGAGAGGACCAGACACUGAACACACUACAGACCCACACUCCCCAAGGAGAGGACCAGACACUGAACACACUACAGACCCCCACUCCCCAAGGAGGGGACCAGACACUGAACACACUACAGACACACACUCCCACUGAGCACCAACCACAAACACACUACACACCAGCGGAGGGCGUAGACACACCUUCCACUGAAUCAGAGGACAAGGAGGAAGAGGAGGAGGAAGAGGAGCAGGAGAACCAGCAGGGUUCUGGUAUGGUGGAGGGGAAACUCUCAGCUCCUGAGCCCCAACAGAAAGACGAGACAGGCCCCAUUCCGCCAGAGGAACCUGUGUUAAAACCCAGUUCCAUGGAGAAGCCAUCCACUGAAACCAACCGCAGAGACCCAGAACUACAGGGGACCCCAAAAGUGAUGUUUCAAGACCCUCCACCUCCUUCGCCCCAGCUACACCAGUCCCCAGCCCAGCUAACCCAGUCCCCAGCCCAGCUAACCCAGUCCCCAGCCCAGCUAACCCAGUCCCCAGCCCAGCUAACCCAGUCCCCAGCCCAGCUAACCCAGUCCCCAGCCCAGCUAACCCAGUCCCCAGCCCAGCUAACCCAGUCCCCAGCCCAGCUAACCCAGUCCCCAGCCCAGCUAACCCAGUCCCCAGCCCAGCUAACCCAGUCCCCAGCCCAGCUAACCCAGUCCCCAGCCCAGCUAACCCAGUCCCCAGCCCAGCUAACCCAGUCCCCAGCCCAGCUAACCCAGUCCCCAGCCCAGCUAACCCAGUCCCCAGCCCAGCUAACCCAGUCCCCAGCCCAGCUAACCCAGUCCCCAGCCCAGCUAACCCAGUCCCCAGCCCAGCUAACCCAGUCCCCAGCCCAGCUAACCAGGUCAUACUCCCAGUCUUCAGUCUUUCCUAGGUCCCAGAUACUGACAGAGGCCCACAACAUCAAUGCCGCUGUACUCAGCUCUGGGGUGCUCUGUCUGCCUGGAACAAGAGAUAAAGGCGGUCGAGCCCUGGUGACCGUGACCACCAGGAACACCAUCUGGUUGGAUCCCAACUGUAACUCUGGAGAACUGGUCCGAAUCCUGGCCUACUACUGCACCGUACUCAGGAAGGAGGUGCGUUCCCUAGGGUUGACAGUCCUGGUGGACUGCCGGAGGUGCUCCCCUGUCCCCGCUCUGUUCAAAGCCUUCAACAUACUACAGGAAGCUAUGCCCGGCUGUAUCUACACUGUGCUGUUACUGGCUGACAGAGACCCGGCCUUACGCAUGGAGAAACCCUCAGCCAUACAGGUGGAGCUGUUGACCUCUCUGAAGUCUCUCCAUAAGCAUGUGGAGGUGUCUCAGCUGCCUACUGAGUUUGACGGAUCCUUCCCCUUUUCUCAAACCGCCUGGGUCUGCUUCAGAACGAGAGUGGAGCAGCUAACCGGUCACUGUGAGGAUGCUGUCAACCUUCUCCAGAGUACCAUCACUGGUCUGGAGUCUACUGCCCUGCCAACUACCGCUGAGGAGGCCCAGGUGUUACUCGCCAGGUACAGGGGUGUGAUGGGUAGCGUCCUGGAGGACAGCCGAUUGGCUAGACUACAGCUGGAGGGCGGAGCCAACCUGUCCCGCCUCCGCAAAGAGGAAACCAGUGUCAGCCUCACCGACGACUACAGGUAA